This is a messenger RNA of Oncorhynchus masou masou (cherry salmon), 840 nucleotides long. Its product is annotated as OX-2 membrane glycoprotein-like. The record is from RefSeq and is a predicted model, not a curated record. Lineage: Eukaryota; Metazoa; Chordata; Actinopteri; Salmoniformes; Salmonidae. The transcript has 3 exons. Bases 180 to 806 code for a protein of 208 amino acids. Gene Ontology annotation, cellular component: neuronal cell body; cell surface; axon. Gene Ontology annotation, molecular function: cell-cell adhesion mediator activity. Gene Ontology annotation, biological process: heterotypic cell-cell adhesion; negative regulation of neuroinflammatory response.
AAGUUUUUGAACUAUAACAACAGAGCUUGUUAGUAUUUAAACUAUCCAACGGACUACGUUACCAUGCCUCCCACAAUGCCUCAUUUGAAAACGGUUUCUAGUAUGAAAUACUACUUUGCCACACAUUAUCCAGAGGUCCAUUUACAUCACCUUGCCUCACCUGACCACACAUUGCUGCCAUGGCUCGUGUUAAAAGUUACCUUACUCUUCUGCUGCUAUUCCUUCCUGAGGGGCUCUCUCAGCUGGUGAGAACACAGCAGGUUGUCAUAGCAACCCUGGGAGAGGAUGCUCACUUCAGCUGCAGGCUCAUGAAACCCAAAGAUGUGCUUCAAGUCACCUGGCAGAAAGUGACACCAGGGGCGACUGAAAAUGUGGCCAGCUACAACAAACGAUUUGGACCAGUAGUCAACCCACCUUUUCAGAGGAACGUGGAGUUUGAAGACGAGGGACUGCAGAACUGCUCUAUUGUCAUCAGAGGAGUGUCAAGAGGAGACGAGUCCUGCUACAAGUGUCUGUUUAACGCCUAUCCAGAGGGAGCUAUCAGUGGCAGGACCUGCCUCCAAAUUAAUGUAACCUGGGACCACGUAGAAAACAUCAGUCUAGACAAAUCCACCAUGGCUGAUGUCACCCAUCCCAAUCAAACAGUCACUGUCACCAUAACUGCCAUGGUGGCAGCGUCCAGUCUACCUGACAAAGACACCAGGGUCGGGUGUGUAGCAUCAUCCGUUGGGGUCGUCAAGGAUGUCUCCAUGGUGAUUCCAACUAGGGAUCAAGCUUCAUUUGCAGGUGAGAAAUGGUUAGGGUAAAUAUCACCAUAAUAUAUAUUGACAUGAUCAGGAA